AUGGUAAAUGCUGAUGUUGUUGAUGGGUUGAAUGAGUUGAAUAAGGAAGUAAAUGAUGAUGUUGAUGAUGGGUUGAAUGAGUUGGAUAAGGAAGUAAAUGUUGAUGGGUUGGAGAACAAAGAAGAUGAAGAUGAGUUGAAGCGGAAUAAGUUGUUUGAGUUGAAGUGGUUGGAGAUAUUUGAGCAAGAGGAGUUAGAAAAGAAGCAUGUUGAGUUGAAGAUGGAUGAGUUGAAGAUGGACGACAAGGAAGAUUUGACCACGAAGAAGAAGGAGUUCGCCACGAAGAAGAAGGAGUUGGGAACGAAGAGGAAUGUGGAGUUGGCCAAGAAAAGGAAGGAGGAGUUGGCCAAGAAGAGGAAGGUGGAGUUGGAGAAGAAGAAGGAUGGUGAUCAGGAGUUGGAGAAAAAGAUGGAUGAUGAUGUGUUAGAAAUGACUCCAACAAAAUUUUUGGGAAAACAAUUUCGGAGAAAGAGACAGAAGUCCACAAAAUUGGGGAACUACACAGACCUUAGUGGAAAUUUUUUUAAACUCAAUGAUCCGGUAACGGUCAAUCCUAUUUUGGAUUCUGACAUUGAACAAAUGGAUGAGUUGAACAAUUGGAUGAAGUUGGAGGAGGUGAAGGAUGAAGACAUGAAAGAUCUGGUUACUAGCUUAGCUGGUCAAGAUUUGUUUGACAGAUUGUUGAAGCCUCAGAAUUGGAUACAUGAUAAGGAGAUAGAUGCAUCAUGUUUCCUUCUUAGAAAAAGGGUUGCCUAA
Impatiens glandulifera is the source of this 756-nucleotide messenger RNA. Its product is annotated as ribosomal RNA-processing protein 14-like. The record is from RefSeq and is a predicted model, not a curated record. Lineage: Eukaryota; Viridiplantae; Streptophyta; Magnoliopsida; Ericales; Balsaminaceae. The coding region runs from base 1 to 756 and encodes 251 amino acids. The transcript is spliced from 3 exons.